AGCCGGGCUGGUGGGCGCGUCGCCGGCGCCGCCGAGGAGGCCAAGGCCGCCGCCGCCGCCCUUUCCGGGUCCGCUGCGGCGGCGCUCCGAAGGAAGCCAGGGAGUGCCGCCCGCGUACCGGCCGGCCUGGCGCCGCUCUUCCCCGUGACCGCCCCGCUGGUGCUGCUGCUGCUGGGCCGCCGCCAGCACCGCCGGUGUUGGGGCUACCGCUACUACUCCGCCCCGCCGCAGCCGCCGCCUUGCCUCGUCUCCCGGCCCCUCCUCGCCGCCGCCCGCUGCCGGUCGCCGCCCGCCCCCGCCAUGCCCGGCCCGGCCGCCGGGAGCCGGUCCCGCGUCUACGCCGAAGUCAACAGCUUGAGGAGUCGCGAGUACUGGGACUACGAGGCGCACGUCCCCACCUGGGGUAAUCAAGACGAUUAUCAACUGGUUCGGAAACUCGGCCGGGGGAAAUAUAGUGAAGUCUUUGAGGCUAUAAACAUCACCAACAACGAACGAGUGGUUGUGAAAAUUCUUAAGCCAGUGAAGAAAAAGAAGAUAAAACGAGAAGUUAAGAUUCUGGAGAACCUGCGAGGUGGAACAAACAUCAUUAAACUGAUCGACACUGUCAAGGAUCCAGUGUCAAAGACUCCAGCUCUAGUGUUUGAAUACAUCAAUAAUACAGAUUUCAAGCAACUGUAUCAGAUCCUGACAGACUUUGAUAUUCGGUUUUAUAUGUAUGAAUUGCUCAAGGCCUUGGAUUACUGUCACAGCAUGGGAAUCAUGCACAGAGAUGUCAAACCUCAUAACGUCAUGAUAGACCACCAACAGAAAAAGUUGCGGCUCAUAGACUGGGGCUUGGCAGAAUUCUAUCAUCCAGCUCAGGAAUACAACGUCCGUGUGGCCUCGAGGUACUUCAAAGGGCCAGAGCUCCUCGUGGACUACCAAAUGUACGAUUAUAGCUUAGACAUGUGGAGCUUAGGCUGUAUGCUGGCCAGCAUGAUCUUCCGAAAAGAACCUUUCUUCCAUGGUCAAGACAACUAUGACCAGUUGGUUCGCAUUGCAAAGGUUCUGGGUACAGAUGAAUUAUAUGGUUAUCUGAAGAAGUACCACAUAGAACUGGACCCCCACUUCAAUGAUAUCUUGGGACAGCAUUCACGGAAACGUUGGGAGAACUUUAUCCAUAGUGAAAACAGACACCUGGUCAGUCCCGAAGUCUUGGAUCUUCUGGACAAACUCCUACGAUAUGACCAUCAACAGAGGUUGACAGCCAAAGAAGCUAUGGAGCACCCCUAUUUCUAUCCAGUUGUGAAGGAGCAGGCCCAGCCCAGCUCCGACAGCCCUGUGCUCUCCAGUGGCCUCACAGCAGCACGAUGAAGUUUGGGGGAACGACGGGUAAUUCCAGAGGUUUACAAAUACAAACACACCCUUCAGUCACCUAGGGAAGGGAUGAACCAAACCCCUGUAUGCUCUGCAGCAAGCCUCGUCUUGAAGGGGGUUAGGGCUUAGCCUCCCUCUCUCUCCAGCACUUACGGCUACCCAAACUUUCUCUCUGUGUUACUGAUCCAAACAGUUGUGCGAGAUUUACUUGGAUAAGCGGCUGUACCCCCACGGUCUGCACGACUGGCUCUGGGUUGAUUCUGCAGUUUCGUACUCUACCUUUCCCAGCCUACCAUUUUCUCUGUUCUUCCGUUGGGCAACAUUUCAGUUUCUCCCCUCCCACACACACUGGAAUGUAGCAUAUGCACCCCAUAGAGGCAAGCUCCUGUGGGGUCAGAUUCUACUUAAGUCAUAAGCAAAUUAAAGCCUGUAAGUGGUGGGUUUCACCUCUACUCUCUCCAGGUCUCACCCUGGCCCUCAUUUUCCUGUUUUUAAACCAGCAAGUCUUGGAAAUGGUUUUGAGUCGGUCAAAAGUACAUUCAAAGCAGGUAGCCAUUGGGGAGAAUCCUACUUCCUCCCUCUUCCAUUCCCUCUGGGGAAGUGCCUGCCUUAGCUGGAGGAAAGGUCAUUCUUUGAGACAGAAGGAGAGCUUCCUCUGGCGAGGCAUGUUAUUAUCGCUAGAAAAGCCAACCUGGUCAUUCCCAUCACUGUGCAAAAUUCAGAAUUGUGUUGAUUACAGCUGCUUUGACUAUGUGAAAGAGGCAAAGAGGAAGUGUUUGGGCAAGGAGACCAGUGGGGAAUUUUGGAAGCCAGACACGGAGGGGCUGUUCAGAAUUGGUGUGCAACAAUCUGCCAAGGGUUCAGAUCCCUAUAAGCAUUUUUACAUGCCCAGCCCAGUGUUGGAAUUGUUGGGGUAGAAUCCUCUGCUUUGGGGGAAUGGUGUGUAAGAUGCUCCUUUUGUUUUUCCAUUGGGUCUCGUCAUGAGCCCCAUAGUUCAACCCCACCUUUUGGGGGGAUUAUAUUGUGUGAUUCUGGUGACUUCAUAUACCUAAAUCCACA
This is a messenger RNA of Podarcis raffonei (Aeolian wall lizard), 2415 nucleotides long. RefSeq names its product casein kinase 2 alpha 2 (gene CSNK2A2). Gene Ontology annotation, cellular component: nucleus; protein kinase CK2 complex; cytosol. Gene Ontology annotation, biological process: protein phosphorylation; regulation of chromosome separation. NCBI's taxonomy places the organism in Eukaryota, Metazoa, Chordata, Lepidosauria, Squamata, Lacertidae. The transcript has 11 exons. Bases 301 to 1353 code for a protein of 350 amino acids. The record is from RefSeq and is a predicted model, not a curated record. Gene Ontology annotation, molecular function: ATP binding; protein serine/threonine kinase activity.